Molecule: messenger RNA, 1219 nt
Organism: Anopheles coustani
Lineage: Eukaryota; Metazoa; Arthropoda; Insecta; Diptera; Culicidae
Gene: Rpn8
Product: 26S proteasome non-ATPase regulatory subunit 7
Exons: 2
Coding region: 124-1140 (338 amino acids)
Biological process (GO): proteasome-mediated ubiquitin-dependent protein catabolic process
Cellular component (GO): proteasome regulatory particle; proteasome complex
Molecular function (GO): metallopeptidase activity; protein binding
Source: RefSeq, a predicted model, not a curated record
CGUCAAAAGUAAAACUUGUUUUGUCAUUCACCGAAAUCCAGAAACAAGAUUCAUUCUCUCACUGCAAUAUUUGUAGUAUCGUAGCAGUCGGUUCUAUUCGUAUUUAAUAUCCAAACUUACAUUAUGCCUUCCGAACUUAGCACCACUAAAGUAAUUGUGCACCCGCUGGUGUUGCUCAGCGUGGUGGAUCAUUUUAAUCGGAUGGGUAAGAUUGGCAAUCAGAAACGCGUUGUUGGUGUACUGCUCGGUUGCUGGCGUGCUAAAGGUGUUUUGGAUGUGUCGAACAGUUUUGCAGUUCCCUUCGACGAAGAUGACAAAGACAAAUCUGUUUGGUUCCUUGACCACGACUAUCUGGAGAACAUGUACGGUAUGUUCAAGAAGGUGAACGCCCGUGAGCGUGUCGUUGGCUGGUAUCACACGGGGCCGAAACUUUGUCAGAACGAUAUUGCCAUCAACGAGCUGAUCCGGCGCUACUGUCCGAACUCGGUGCUGGUGAUCAUUGAUGCGAAACCGAAGGACCUGGGACUCCCCACCGAGGCGUACAUUGCGGUGGAAGAAGUGCACGACGACGGAUCUCCCACGUCGAAGACGUUCGAGCACGUCCCCAGCGAAAUCGGUGCCGAGGAGGCGGAGGAAGUCGGUGUGGAGCACCUGCUGCGUGACAUCAAGGAUACCACUGUUGGCAGUCUGUCGCAGAAGAUAACUAACCAACUGCUGGGCCUGAAGGGACUGAAUGCCCAACUACGGGAUAUCAAAAACUAUCUUCUCAAGGUUGGCAACGGUCAGCUUCCGAUAAAUCAUCAAAUUGUGUACCAGCUGCAGGAUAUAUUGAACCUGCUGCCCGAUAUAACGCAGGAAAACUUUACCGAUACGCUGUACGUGAAAACGAACGAUCAGAUGCUUGUGGUGUAUCUUGCAUCAUUGGUACGGUCGAUCAUUGCGCUGCAUAAUCUUAUCAAUAAUAAGCUCACGAAUCGCGACGCCGAAGAGGGCAAAAAGAACGAUGAUGCUAAGGACAAGAAAGCACAGGAAAAUAAGGAAGCGGGAUCGGAUAAGGACAAAAAUAAGAAGGAAAAUGAGAAGGAUGCGAAGAAGGAAGAUGUGAAAGCGGAGAAAGGCAAAGAUGAAAAGAAAAAGUAAUGUUACAAUGAUGUAUUCUCAGUUUAAGGAAUGUCAUUAUUUCUUUGGUAACAAAAUAAAUGAAAUAUAAGUACUGAUA